Molecule: messenger RNA, 1264 nt
Organism: Hyaloscypha bicolor E
Lineage: Eukaryota; Fungi; Ascomycota; Leotiomycetes; Helotiales; Hyaloscyphaceae
Product: putative fructose-bisphosphate aldolase 1
Exons: 4
Coding region: 41-1123 (360 amino acids)
Biological process (GO): glycolytic process; gluconeogenesis
Cellular component (GO): cytosol
Molecular function (GO): fructose-bisphosphate aldolase activity; zinc ion binding
Source: RefSeq, a predicted model, not a curated record
AAAUCUACGGACCUACUUCAUAUAACUCGAAACAACAAUCAUGGGUGUCAAGGACGUUCUCUCUCGCAAGACCGGUGUCAUUGUCGGUGACGAUGUGCUGAAGCUCUUCAACUACGCACAGGAACACAAGUUCGCCAUCCCCGCCGUUAACGUUACCUCUUCCUCCACCGUCGUUGCUACCCUCGAAGCUGCCCGUGAUGCCGGUGCACCUAUUAUCCUCCAAAUGUCCCAAGGCGGUGCCGCAUACUUCGCAGGAAAGGGUGUCGACAAUAAGAACCAGGAGGCUUCGAUUGCCGGUGCAAUUGCUGGUGCCAACUACAUCCGCUCAGUCGCCCCCGCCUACGGUAUCCCUGUUGUCCUGCACACCGACCAUUGCGCCAAGAAGCUUUUGCCGUGGUUGGAUGGCAUGCUUGAUGCGGACGAGAAGUAUUUCAAGGAGCACGGCGAGCCUCUCUUCUCCAGCCACAUGAUCGAUCUCAGCGAGGAGGCUGUCGACGAGAAUAUUAGCACUACUGCCAAGUACCUGAAGCGCGCUGCCCCAAUGAAGCAAUGGCUCGAGAUGGAGAUCGGUAUCACCGGUGGUGAGGAGGAUGGAGUUAACAACGAGGAUGUUGACAACAACUCCCUUUAUACCCAACCCGAGGAUAUCCUGGCUAUCUACAAGGCCUUGUCUCCUAUCUCGCCAUUCUUCUCUAUUGCUGCUGGUUUCGGAAAUGUCCACGGUGUUUACAAGCCUGGAAAUGUCAAGCUUCACCCUGAGCUCCUUGGCAAGCACCAAAAGUACGUCAAGGAUGCCAUUGGAGCCAAGGAGGACAAGCCAGUUUUCUUGGUCUUCCACGGAGGAUCUGGAUCAUCGAAGCAAGAGUACCUGACGGCCAUCAGUUAUGGUGUUGUCAAGGUUAACCUCGAUACCGACUUACAAUACGCUUACCUGACGGGUAUCCGUGACUACGUUCUCAAGAAGAAGGACUACAUCAUGUCUCAAAUUGGCAACCCAGAUGGCGAGGAUAAGCCAAACAAGAAGUACUUCGAUCCUCGUGUCUGGGUUCGUGAAGGUGAGAAGACCAUGUCCGCGCGUGUUACUGAGGGUCUUAAGGACUUCAACACUGCUGGACAAUUGUAAACGGCCUGCGAUCGCUCCACUGUUCCGUGAUUUGAUUGUUUCUUUUGGUGCUGUUACAUCGGGAUGGGUUGGUAGGGAGAGUGAGAUACGUACAUAGCCUAGGAUGACACAGGUUAGACGAAUGCAAUCCAAAAUUGUAAC